AUGCAUCUCCGCCGCAUUUUUCUAAUGACACUAGUCACUGUUCUGGUCAUGAACAGUGUUCUUAAGGUGACUGGAGCCGGCGUUUCACUCAUAGAGCAGGUAAAAGUCGCAGGCCGUGGUGACAGGAACGAUGGGAGAAUUCUGCGAGCUGCCAAGACAAACAACGAGAUCGAUAACGUCGAAGGUUCGCCAGGUGAGGAUGAGAGGGCUAAUUCGAUAUCCUCAUUUUUGUCCAAGGCUCGCAAGAAGAUCUCUCUGUUCGUGAAAACUACCGUGUGGCUCGAGCGAUACAAGUCUGUCGACUACGUCCAGGAGAAGCUGGGAAUGAAAGGUUUGACCGGAGCUGAACUUUCGUCCCACAAGAACUACAAGCGCCUACAGAAUUAUGCAAAAAACCUACGCGAAAACAUAAUUUGGAGAGAUGUCCGCCAAGACAAAAGCACGUAUACUGUAUGGAAUGACGUGGGUCUCAAUAAAAAGACAGCAUUCGACCCAAAGACCACAUUGUGGAAAGAGGUACCAGACGAUGCAAUUCGAGCUCAACUCGAGAAGAUCCGGGGAACAAGAGCAUUUAAAAAGUACGAGGAGUACGCUGUUGCGUUUGACGACUACCAAAUUAAUCUAUACAGUAGCGACCGGCCUGCCAUCUUUUUCGACAAGAACGCCACGCCGUUGGAAAAGAUGGCAAGGAUACAGAUUUGGGUGACAACUAAAAGACCAAAAGCGUACGUGAAGGAGUUUUUGAAUUUGGAGCACGCGAACCAACAGAAGCUCUCAAGCGACCGAUUUUACCAAUUCUACUUGAAGGAACUGGAGAAAAUGAACAAGGUGUAG
Phytophthora infestans T30-4 is the source of this 834-nucleotide messenger RNA. RefSeq names its product secreted RxLR effector peptide protein, putative. Bases 1 to 834 code for a protein of 277 amino acids. The transcript has a single exon. Lineage: Eukaryota; Oomycota; Peronosporomycetes; Peronosporales; Peronosporaceae. The record is from RefSeq and is a predicted model, not a curated record.